AUGUCCGACGAAGUCUCCCAAUUUCUCGAACAGGUCGAGCGCCUGCGCGGUCAGCAAAUUGAAGACGAUGAGGCUCGAGCCCGCGAGAGGGAGGAGUUUCUUGCGGCGAAACGGGAGCGUCAAGCUCGGCGAGAAGAGCGCGCCAGGUCCAUCUCACCCCAGAAGUCCUCACCUGCAAACACACCUUCCCCACGCUCCAACCGCCAGAGCGUUCACGUUUCAGACUCUACAAGACUCGGCUCGCCAAUCCGGACCUCUGAAGCCAGCCAUAUCUCUGCCUCAACAUCGGUUGAGCAACAAACCAGUCCGAUGUUGACUGGCAGCUUGCCAGCUGGUGAGAAGGAAACCUCUGUCGAAGCAGAGGCGAAUCACAGGCAAAGUCCAACAUCCCCAGCCAAGACGCCUACCCUCUCGUGGCAGCAGAGGCGGCCCCCUUCCCGAGGUGCUGCCCGGCCGCUCAGUAUGGUGGCGGCUCAGAAUGCGACGCAGAGAUCUUUGGCAGAAACGCAAGGUCCAGCAUCCGUCACCGAGGAGAGCGUCGGCAAAGAUCAAAUCGCGAGAGCCUUGGGGUCCAAGGAUCCCUCCUGGUUUCGGCAGACGCCUGAUCGCGGUCAAGGAUCUGCUGCUUAUAGACGCCACCAAGUUGAAGACGAGGAUCGGCUGGACAUGACAUCUGUUGGAGCCCAGCUUCCGGGCCUGUCCAUUAUAGAUGCGACCUCGGAAAAUAGCUCGGAACGAAACCAUGGCCUAGAAGCGCCACCCAACUCCAAACUAGCCUCUCCCGCAACACUCAGCAGCCCUCCCCGAUUCGACGGAGCUUCCGACAGACCAGAAGAGCCUCGCGAGCUCCCGGCCCUCUCGGAAAGAGGAUCGCCCACAAGGUCACCGUCACCUACAAAGGGCCUAGGUGGCUUUGUCCAGAGCGCAAUGAUGAAACGAAGCGACAGUGUCAAACGCUGGAGUGUUGCCAGUCCUCCGGGCUUGACGAGAGCUGGCUCUGUAGCUGCAACAAGGGGAAACUACGACCGGUCAUCGGCGCACAAGGGCGCCAGACAGCCAGAUACGGCUGGAGGAAGCUCCGCAACUCCGACUUCCAGCAGGCCAACCUCGCAGCAUGGCGAGAAGCAGCCCGAGAUUGGGGAGGUGUCCAAGUCUUCCACCCAAGGCUCAAAGGCAAGCACAAUUCGCGAAACGGAGCGAGAAGAGGGAGAAGGGGGAGGAAAAGUAGAAGACGAAGAAGCAAGCGUCCCGACUAGUCCUUCGAAAACCAUGGAUCCCCGACGCUGGAGUCCCACAAAGUCCAGCUGGCUUGAAAGUGCUUUAAAAAGACCAGAGUCCCCGAAACAGUCCCCCACCGCUCCUUCUCAACCAAUGUGGAGGGACAAGGCUGCAAUGGAGUCGAACCGGCCGACGUCUGUCUCUCACAAGCAUCAGGUCAGCAUUGGGGGGCUCAUGCGAGAGUCGGCACUUGGAAAUGUGGCCAAAUCCAAUCCUACCGGGCUCGGGGGAAUAUACUCGCCGCCUGCAAACGCAAACCGACCUGCGUUCGGACACGGCUCCAAACCUAGCGCAUCCCACAAACCUGCCGGCUCGGACCUUGCCAAGAUUGAAUCUGAAGGAAAAUCGGAGGCGAAUCUGGAGAAACCCGCUGUCCAAGAAACAAAGCGAACGCCAACCAUGAGUCCACCGCCUAUCAAGCCAAAACCGCAGACUCCGCCGUUAAAAGACUUUAGAUCCAGUUUGAGGCAACGCCCAAAAGAGAAGGAAGCGCCAAAGUCUGACGAACCAGAGUUUAAAAACGUCUUUGGGAACUUGCGCAGGACCAAGACGCUGAAUUACGUUGCUUCUGACGAGCUCAAGUCCAACAUUCUUCGUGGCAAGGCAGCGCUCAACAUUACGGACGGACCCAGGAAGAGUGAAAAAAAGGACGAGUUCAAAGAUGCAAUCUUGAAGAAAAAGGCCGAUUUCAAAACCGCUCAAGCAGAGGGUCGAGGCGUUAGCAGGACGCCGACCCCUGCUGCAGAGCGGCCGUUUCCUGAGGGAUUGGCCAGACGAGCCGAGUUGGGCAAGCCGAUGACAGCUGCGGCCAAAGGAAGCCCCGUUUCAGAGGCGCAUGCAGCAACCCCAGCCGCAAAGGCCGACUCGCCAUUACCGAUUCCGGGACCCAAGAGAAUUCCGAGUGGUUCGGCUGUUUCAGCCAGAUCGCCCAAUGCGGUGCAGGUUCCUGCGCAGAGCCCGAGCGGGGACAAGUUGAGGCGUGCGUCAACGGAACCUCCAUCGGAGAGGGUAAAGAGUGAACCUUCAAAGCCGGCCAAUCUACCGAGCGAGGCAAGCAGGCCGUUGAAGCUUCAGGCCCAAGUUCAAGCUGGCCCUGGGGGCGGAAAGUUAGCGAAUCGCUUCAACCCGGCUUUGGCCGGACUGUUGGCAAAGGGACCCCCUGCUAUGUCUGUAAAUGGCGGCCGAGGGACUGACGAUUCUGGAGAGUCGGCGAGGCCAAGAGCUGGCGAAUCUGCGGAGCCCUCUGUGCCUGGGCCUCAACUUACACACAUGACUAAGAACCGAGCGCGUGGUCCGAGGAGAAAAGCACCGACGGGCUCGAUGGCAGGGCCUAGCGCUUUUCCAAGCCAGGUUGCGUCCAAACAGCCGUCUUUCACCCAGACGGAGAGUCGGGUCCAAGAGAAGAUGCCAGAGCCCGAAGCUGAAGGCGAGUCAUCGGCAUUGAGCGACAAGACUGCCGUUGAAGCCGCCACCACCACCAUCACCACCACCACCGCCACCACACUAGAACAGAAGCAAGCAUCUCUGCCAAUCCAGCAGCAAGUGGCGGCCAAGGCGACUCUGCGAGGGCGGCCUUUGCCAUCGCCCGUCCCUGGAAAGGAAUCUUUUGAAUCAGCCAAAGCAAAUACGUCAGCGGCUCCACAGAUUUCUACUAGAAGAGAGCAGGCUUCAGAGGCUGCCAAGAUGGCUUUGUCUUGCUCUGUAAAAGUAAGUCCGGAGGCCGAAAACGACACUGCUCCGGAAUCUUCACCCAAGAGGUUGAAUGUCAGACGAAUGUCUCGGUUCUUGGAUGAGACAUCGUCCAAAGAGGCAGAGCAGGAGCUGGCGAGAAGACUCGAGCAGCAACGCACAGGGUCAAGAUCGCCCACCAAACUCGUAGAGCCGCCGUCGCCUGCCAAGAGCGACCGGGACUGUCUCCCCUCCAUGAGGGAGCCCUCGCCCCUGUUCGGUGUGCCGUCGUCUCCAGUGUCCAAGUCGCCGUUUGACAAACCUGCGACGUCCGGCGGCUUGAGUAGCCGAAGCAGGCCGAUAUCAGGCCUCUCUACCGGUGGUCUCAAAUCGCCCAGCACCAUACCGUCGCCGGCCCGUUCCCCUACCAAGCAGGCGCAAGAAGUGUUUGUCAUCCUCACAGACUUCUUCGGUCCCCGACGGACCAGGCAAGCCCUGAAAGUUGACGCCGCCCAGAUCCUGAUGAACCGUCCCGAGACUGGUGGUAAGGUGACGAGUCUGGGGUUUCAAUUGUUCCGGGUCCUAGGGGAUGGGAAGAAGCUGCCGGUUGCGCCCCAGCACGAGCGAGUCUUGUUCGACCAGGAAAUGUACGUUUGCUCGCAUCAUUCCACUGACGCUGCGGGCAAGAAGUCGUUUGAGAUUUACUUCUGGGUGGGUGACGAGGUGGCCAAGCCUGCAGCCGAAGACGCACAGCUCUUUGUACAACGAGAGGCUCGCUCGGUCGGGGGCAAACUUGUCAGACUGGUCCAGGGCAAAGAGACGGCCGAGUUUGUGCAAGCUCUCGGUGGCGUCAUCAUUGUUCGGAAGGGCUCGAGCAACAGGUUCGACUCACUGGCGACGAGCAUGCUGUGCGGCCGACGCUACCUGGGCCAGGUGGCUUUUGACGAGGUGGACUACGGGCCUGGCAGCUUGUGCUCCGGAUUCACGUACCUCAUCACAAAGGGAGGCAGCUGUUACAUGUGGAACGGCAAGGGCAGCGACGUUGCCGAAGUCAGCUGCGCAAGACUAGUCGGCAUGGACCUGACGCUGACUGGAGAACUGGUCGAGUACGAAGACGGCAGCGAGCCACCCUCGUUCUGGGACCUGUUUGAAGACGAAGGCUCGAGGCCACACUCUGCGGACCACUGGCGGCUCAAGCCAAGCUAUGACAAGUACUGCAGCCGGCUAUUUUGCUCGGAUGCAGACACGCGUCAGCAGAUUUUCGAAAUCAGCCCGUUUAACCAAGAUGAUCUCUCCUCAGAAGGCAUCUACAUCCUCGACGCCUUUUUCGAGAUUUACGUCAUCGUCGGAUCCCGAGCCGGUUCCCAGUACGCGUCGUUUUGCAACGCCCUUGAUUUCGCACACGAGUACGGCAUCCUCGCCUCAGGCAUGGAAGACCGCCCUUUUGUCCCGGUGUCGACAGUGGUGCUGGAGGGCAUUCCGCGCGACUUGAAGCGCGUCUUUAGAAAGUGGGACGACGGAAAGAGCCCGACGGUCACCGUGAAGCCGACAGGAACAGGGUUGAAGAGGGGGAAGAGCUUGCGGGUGGUGACGCUUACGCAGGCAUUGCAGGCGUUGAGGGAGUGA
Ustilaginoidea virens is the source of this 4572-nucleotide messenger RNA. RefSeq lists its product as uncharacterized. The record is from RefSeq and is a predicted model, not a curated record. Gene Ontology annotation, biological process: actin filament severing; barbed-end actin filament capping. Lineage: Eukaryota; Fungi; Ascomycota; Sordariomycetes; Hypocreales; Clavicipitaceae. Gene Ontology annotation, molecular function: phosphatidylinositol-4,5-bisphosphate binding; actin filament binding. The transcript is spliced from 3 exons. Bases 1 to 4572 code for a protein of 1523 amino acids.